Messenger RNA from Macrobrachium nipponense, 555 nucleotides. RefSeq lists its product as uncharacterized. Bases 1 to 555 code for a protein of 184 amino acids. The transcript has a single exon. The record is from RefSeq and is a predicted model, not a curated record. Lineage: Eukaryota; Metazoa; Arthropoda; Malacostraca; Decapoda; Palaemonidae.
AUGCCAGCAAGUACACAAGUUUGUGAUGCUGUGGAGAAAUUUACUGGUGUUUCAUCUGCAACAACUGAACAGCAUGUUGAAUUGAGAGAAUCACGACAGUUUAAUGAUGAGAAGCACUUACAAAUAUUGCAGAACUGGCUACGAUCUCACUCUCCAUUUCAAGAAACUUUUAGUGGGUUGGUAUCCUUGGGAACAGGAAUAAUUGCUGAUGAUUUAGUGAACUGUGACACAGCAAAAUCAAUUGGCUUAAAAGAAAUGCAUGAUAUGGAUGGCAAGAAGUUCUCAACUAUACACUUAAAAAGAAAGAACGCAGUACGGUCAAUAUCAGUCAUGAGGAAUGGACUGAAAGUUCGUGAGGAUGUUGUUGCAGUGAAAUCUCAACAGCUUUUCAGCAGAAUAAUAUGUGUUUUGAAAAAUGAUGACCAACUUGCUAAUUAUAUGACUUAUGAAUUGGCCCCUAAACCUCCUUCACUCUUUGACGACGUCUCAAUGAGAAAAGGGCACAAAGCAGCCUUAGUGACUAAAUUGAAAUCAUAUGGACCUUGGAAGGGUUAG